Propithecus coquereli (Coquerel's sifaka) is the source of this 892-nucleotide messenger RNA. RefSeq names its product MIS18 kinetochore protein A (gene MIS18A). The record is from RefSeq and is a predicted model, not a curated record. Gene Ontology annotation, biological process: CENP-A containing chromatin assembly; chromosome segregation. The coding region runs from base 134 to 835 and encodes 233 amino acids. Lineage: Eukaryota; Metazoa; Chordata; Mammalia; Primates; Indriidae. Gene Ontology annotation, cellular component: nucleus; chromosome, centromeric region; chromatin. The transcript is spliced from 5 exons.
AUGCGCACUAGAGGCUGCUCAUCGGCCCGCCUUCUUCAGGCCUUCGCUCCUUCUGGGCCUCCGCCCCCUCGCCCUGUCACGCGCAUGCGCAGGCAUUUUUCCCGUGGCGCUCUGGGGCGCGCGAGAUUUGUAGAUGAUGGCCGGCGCUUGGGUGCUGGAUUGUUGCGGAGGAUCCUCUACCAGCUGUACAUGCGGCGAUAAGGGCAAGUGGAGUGACUCCUUGCUGUUGGGCAAGCGGCUCUCCGAAGACUCGAAUCGCCACCAGCUGCUGCAGAAGUGGGCGAGCAUGUGGAGCUCCACAAACGGGGACGCGUCGGUGGGCAACAAAGAGAAGGCGCGGCUCGAGGAGGCGGCGGUGGCAGAGGAGAGGCCGCUGGUGUUUCUGUGCUCUGGCUGCCGACGGCCGCUGGGCGACUCGUUGAGCUGGGUGACCAGCCAGGAGGACACCAACUGCAUCCUGCUGCGCUGUGUUUCCUGUAAUGUUUCUGUGGAUAAGGAACAGAAGCUAUCCAAACGUGAAAAGGAAAAUGGUUGCAUUCUUGAGACUUUGUACUGCACAGGGUGCUCACUCAAUCUUGGCUACGUAUAUAGAUGCACUCCCAAGCAUCUUGAUUAUAAGAGAGACUUGUUUUGCCUCAGCGUUGAAGCCAUCGAAAGUUAUAUUUUAGGGUCCUCUGAAAAGCAAAUUGUGUCAGAAGAUAAAGAGCUUUUUAAUCUCGAAAGCAGAGUUGAAAUAGAAAAGUCUUUAAAACAGAUGGAAGAUGUCUUGAAAGCAUUACAAAUGCAGCUGUGGGAGAUUGAAUCAAAAUUGCCCUUUACCAGUUACAAAAACUGAACUCUACUCUGUGUCCGUCACUCUGCCCUGUCCCUUCUACCCUUAUUUGUUAAAAGA